CCUUAUUAAUUUGACGACCUUUAAGGUUUACCAGAUUGCUUCUCCACACGCUCAGAUCAUCCUCGAGCCUCAUGAUGGCUGCAUCGUUGCAAGGAAGAGAUUUGAGCACUGUUCGUGUUCCCCUAGGAGGGGACAAGGUCUACAAGGAUGAAUGUGUCUACUCCUUUGACUCCCCUGAGAUGGAGAGUGGACUGUGUGUGAGUCUGAGCUCUUUCCUUGGGCUGAGUCGCCAGUAUCUGGAUAUGCACUACCAGAAAACCAAAGAGUCACUAUAUUUAUUCAUCAAAAAAACGAAAAAGCCCCCAGCCCCGGCUCCUGUGGUGGACGAAGCCCCACCCAGUAAGAAGCCGACUCGUCUUGCUAUUGGGAUGGAGGAUGGUUUCGAUGGAGGAGUAGAGAAGGUGGAGUAUGAGGAGAGCUAUUCUCUCUUGGUGCUGCCUGAGUUCACUAUCAUACCUCUGCCAGACCCACAGCUGCCACAGAAGAUCCAAGAGUCCAUUAGAGGCAUCCAGUCUGCACACACAGCCACCAAGCAGGAGGCCAUUGCUGUAUGGGAUGGGGACAAGAGAAUAGUGUCCAAGCAUGCAAUGGCCCUGGUUCAGUUGGACAAUGGAGUCAAAGUGCUACCAAGUGGAUGGAAGUGUUCCAUGUGUGACCUGACCUCUAACCUCUGGAUGAACCUCACUGACGGUACCAUACUCUGUGGACGAAAAUACUUUGAUGGAUCUGGGGGUAACAAUCACGCUAUAGAUUACUACGCUGAUACCCGGUACCCCCUGGCGGUGAAACUAGGGACCAUCACACCUGACGGAGGGGACGUGUACUCUUAUGAUGAGGACGAUAUGGUACUCGACCCUCUGUUGAGUCAGCACCUUGCUCACUUUGGCAUUGACAUCACCAGCAUGACCAAGACUGAUGCCACCAUGACUGAGCUGGAGAUUGACAUGAACAUGCGUAUUGGGGAGUGGUCCAUUAUUCAGGAGUCUGGCAAAACCCUUGUCCCUCGAUAUGGUCCAGGGUACACAGGGAUGCGUAACCUUGGCAACAGCUGCUAUCUGAACUCAGUCAUGCAGGUCAUGUUCUCUCUGCCAGAGUUCAAGCAAAGGUAUUUCGAUAAUGCUGGUACCAUCUUCCAAAACUCUCCUGCCAACCCAACCUCUGACUUCGACUGUCAAUUGAGUAAACUAGCAGUGGGGUUGUUGUCUGGUCAGUACUCUCGAGAGCCCCCGUCAGAAGAGGCGCCAAGUAACAAGGAAACAAAGCCGCCCAAGGAGCAAGAGGGAAUUCCCCCAAUGAUGUUCCAGGCUCUGAUUGGUCGAGACCACCCUGAGUUCAGUACUAUGAGGCAACAGGAUGCUCAGGAGUUCUAUCUUCACCUGCUGGCAUUAAUUGACAAGAAUCAACGUACCAAACCUGGGACUCUGAAUGCAGUGGACUCAUUCCGGUUCCAGACUGAGGAACGAAUCGAGUGUGUAGCCUCAGGGAAGGUCCGCUACUCCCUGAGAGAGGACAACCUCCUUCCCCUGCCCGUACCUCUGGACACAGCCACUAACUUAGCUGAAGUGGCUGCCUGGGAGGAUAAGAAGAAAGAAUUAGAAGCAAACAAGCAGAGAAUCAAUCCUAAUGACAUUGUUCGAGCCAAGGUACCAUUCACUGCGUGUCUAGAGAGGUUUGCACUAGCUCAUGAGAUUUCGGACUUCUACAGUACAGCAGUUGGUGGGAAAGGCCUGGCAAAAAAGACCUCGCGGUUCACCUCAUUUCCAGACUACCUCAUGAUACAGAUGGUCAAGUUCACUUUUGCCGAGGACUGGGUUCCAAAGAAAAUAGAUGUGCUUGUUGAUGCACCCGACACUCUGGAUUUGUCUCACUUGAGAGGGUGUGGUCUACAGCCCGGAGAGGUGGAGCUCCCUGAUGGUGGGGAUGCCCCUGCCAAUCAACAAGAGGAGAAACCCGUUGAAAUUGAUGAGGGGGUGGUGAUGCAGCUGGUGUCCAUGGGCUUUGACCUAGAAGGGUGCAAGAGAGGUGUCUUUAACACCCAAAACCAAGGUGUUGAGCCAGCUAUGAAUUGGAUAUUGGAACACAUGGGAGACCCAGAUUUUGCUGCCCCAUUUGAGCCUCCAAAGCCACAGUCCAAGACCUCCGCCGGUCCACCCGUCAGUGAAGACAGUAUUGUCAUAGUAAUGAGCUUGGGAUUCACCAGAGAGCAAGCCAUCAAAGCACUGAAAGCAACUGAUGGUAAUGUGGAGAGAGCGGCUGAUUGGGUGUUUAGUCACAUGACUGAGCUGGCGGCUAUGGAGGUGGAUCAGCCGUCAGAGGUGGGACCAACCUAUCACGAUGGACCAGGAAAAUACGAGCUGACGGCCUUCAUCAGUCACAUGGGCACCUCCACCAUGUGUGGCCAUUACGUCUGCCACAUCAAGAAAGAUGGCAAGUGGAUCAUCUUCAACGAUGCUAAAGUUGCCGAGUCAGCUGCUCCCCCCAGAGAAUUGGCCUACCUCUAUCUAUACAAAAGAGUUGGAACCUCAUAAAAACUGAUAGCACACUAACAAUGCGCAGUUCACAAUUAAGUCAUGUACUAUUAUUGUGUGUAUUAUGUGCUGCGUUGCACAAUGUAUAACAUUGUGGCUGUGGA
This is a messenger RNA of Halichondria panicea, 2632 nucleotides long. Its product is annotated as ubiquitin carboxyl-terminal hydrolase 5-like. The transcript is spliced from 21 exons. The record is from RefSeq and is a predicted model, not a curated record. Gene Ontology annotation, biological process: protein deubiquitination. Gene Ontology annotation, molecular function: zinc ion binding; protein binding; cysteine-type deubiquitinase activity. Bases 72 to 2528 code for a protein of 818 amino acids. Lineage: Eukaryota; Metazoa; Porifera; Demospongiae; Suberitida; Halichondriidae.